Nicotiana attenuata is the source of this 989-nucleotide messenger RNA. RefSeq names its product cadmium-induced protein AS8. The transcript is spliced from 5 exons. Lineage: Eukaryota; Viridiplantae; Streptophyta; Magnoliopsida; Solanales; Solanaceae. The record is from RefSeq and is a predicted model, not a curated record. The coding region runs from base 153 to 662 and encodes 169 amino acids.
CAAGGACGCGCAUCAUAUUUCCUAUUACCAAUCAGAAUGUAACAAAAUUUCGAUCAAUUUCAAAAAUGUCCCAAUACCGCUCCCUCAGCACUACUGAAGUCUCCAGAGAAUUGCAGUGAGAAUCCGCUUUUGCGCACCCUUUCAUUGUAGAAAUGAUUAUAAAGGGCCUGCUGAGGAGAUAUGAAAGAUGGAAUCCAGUGCAUCCUACAUACGGAGCCUUCUGGGGCAUGGGAAUAGGUAUUGGCUGUGGUGUGGGAUGGGGUCCCGGAUUUGGUCCUGAGGCAAUUGGUUAUGUUGGAGCUGGCUGUGGUAUUGGAUUCAGCGUUGGCUUCUCUCUGCUCGGCAUUGGCAUUGGCCUUCCUACCAAUUACAUCUAUACAGUUCCUUACAAUGCCUUCACAGCUACCAGAAGUGGUGCUAUAGAUAUGGCUCGAUCCACUGGUAUACUAAGAGAGAGUCGGUGUUACCUCGAUUCAAACAUUUCUGGCUUGCAAGAAAGGGCUCUGCGGACUUUUUCAAGCUUAAGGGUCAAAGAAUCGUUAGGGAAGGUGGUAGAUUUGUCUGAAAUGGGGACCAAAAUGUCCUUUCCCAAUCAAUGCAUGGAUCGUCUAAAACAAGGCAUCAAUGGCUUACUUCAUCCCUGCAAAGGUUUAAAGGAUUAACAGCAUGGAGCGGAGCGCAAUGUUUUCCUAGCACAGAGGGAUCAAUCUGAUCCAGUGGUAGAAGAGAAAAAGAAUAUUUACUGGGAAUGGAAUUUUGCAGCAUCUACUGAUGCAGUUGCAAUUAUCAGGCUGCUUUGCAAUUAUUAGGCUGCUACUAUAUUUCUAAUCAAAAUAAUUUUGAUCUUUUUUUAUUUUGGAAAACAUUGUUUGGAUGAAAAAAGCAUCUGAAUUAUUACUUCUCUUAGUUGGUUGUGACUUUUUCAAGGAAUUGACAAUGAAAAUCAUAGACAAAAGGUGAACUCAAUACCCUGUCUGAAGAUGAAAACA